AUAGAGUGGUGAGAUCUGUGUCUGGCGGCGGAGGAGGGGAACUAGGAAGAGGGAGAGAUGUUUGAAGCGAAGAGUGUUUGGAAGACGAGGGUGCCUUAUUCGCUGAUUCACCAUCCCUCUCCCGGAAACCUCCAGCCUACUCGCCUUGCCAUUCAUGCUGAUGGAGACGCUUGUUCGUGCUGGGUCUACAUCGCUUCUGGCUGCUGCGUUUACAAACUCCAGAUACCAAUGCAAGAUUCUUUGGUUAAUUGGGGAAAAGAAAACCUUUUGAUUCCUGAGCAAACACAGGUUAUGCACUCUUCAGUAGUUAACCGCUGUCCACAUCGAUCAGAAAUUCAGAGCAUAGCUAUUGCUGAAAUGGAGAGCAGUAGUACCUUAUUGUUGGGAAGUGUGGACUCUUAUGGUCGCCUUAUUGUUUCUAAGCUGGAUUUUAGUGGUCAAGUUAUUGCAGAUGUUGAUAGGCUUACAUUUUCAGUAUUGCCUCAAGAUUGUGGAGUUGGAGAGGGUGGUUGGGCAGGGCUGUGCUUCAGUCCAAGUCAAUGGUCCAUGGCAGCUGUGGCACACAGCUUCCACAAAAGUGUUGAUGUAUAUGACCAAGAUAUUCACCUCCGGACUUUACGCACAUUGUGGUAUCCAUCUUCCUUAACCUUUAUGCAGAGCAUCUGUAGCGGAAAUGAUAGUUCUAUAUUAGCUGUUACAGAAGGUAGUCAGCUCACCAUAUGGGACCUGCGAAUGAGAGAAAAUGGCGGUUGUGUGCAAAGGAUAUCUGGUUCUAUUGGAAAUAUGUUAUAUGCAGUCUGCAGUUCUUCUUGUGGUGUUGCAGUGGGUGGAGCUGAUCGUACUGUUACCAUCUAUGAUCCUCGCAGGUGGUCAGCACUAUCAAGAUGGGUGCACUGCUCAAAAUAUGAGAUAACUGGACUUGCUUUCUCAUCAAUUCACUCUGAUUACAUUUACAUACAGGGUGUUGAUAAUGAGGUAUUCUGUGGACAAUGGAAAGAAAGUAAGAAAGUAUUAUCUUUUAGAGGAGAUUCAAACUGGCUUGGAUUUAGCAAGUGUACCAACAGUGAUAUUUUGGGGGGAUGGUGUGACUCGGGCAGCAUCUUUGUUGCUGACAUUGCUAAGGGAAAUGAGUUACACAUGGCAGAAGGUUUCUGUAACUAAAUACGGUGUUGAUGCUUCAACUGGCUGCUGAUCUGUUUAUCAAGAUCGAUGUGUAAGUGCUCACCCAUGAGCCAGUAAACUCAGCUAAAUGUGUUGUUUUCUAUGCCUACAACAGAAGUAGACUUUGCAAGAUCUGUGGAGUUAACAAUCUUAGCUUAGUUAUGAACGUCCAGAAAGUCAGGAUUUGUGCUUUUGAAUCUUUUUAGAUUUUAUCAUUUGCAAGCUCACCACAGUGAAAUGAAAUUGCUUAUGUUGAGAGCUAUCUCUUAAUCUUAGUAAACCUUUAAUGAGGUAUCGGCCAUGUUAGACGCUUAUAAUUGUGGAUUAUGUUAUUCUUUUUCGCCUUUCCCUAUGUUAUGCUCACUUUCCUUAGGGGCUAGACAUGCAAUGAUACAGGUACUUGGAUGUUGAGGAGCUAUUAGUACCCAAAACUUUAUUCACCAUACGCUUUAUUGCAAGGAGAUAGAAGCUCUCUCUCUCUCUCUCUCUCUCUCUCUCUCUCUCAUCUGGGCGUAUGACAUUGAGAUGGGUUAUGAAUCUUUCAAAGUGAGUGUAUCCAGGGGAGGUGUACAUGGGAGUGGUCCCUUUUGUUAGGGCUCGAUGAGUUUUGUUGGCUGGUCUUGUUAGGAAACUGAAGAUGGAUGAGGUCAGUGUUGAGGUCAUCAAUUUGAGGCUAAGCCUCCCCAACUGCUUUUGAAAGUGACUUUUUGGAAAAUUAUUAUUGGCCUUAUCUGAAGAUUCUGAAAACCCUUUAAAUGUUUGACAACCACCCUUCAACUCCCCAACUUAUAUUACACGGAGGUUAGCAUGAAUUUCUUGUUUUGAAAGAUAAAGUUUUGAUAGUGACAAAGAGAUAGUGACAAAGAGAGUGACCACUGAUGCUAAUUGAAUGGGGCUCGUUGAUUGCUUUAUUCUCACAGAAGCAAGGAAAUUUCAUGCUUUACUGCACAAGCAGGCAUCUGAUGGAAGAAACCCAAACCUAUGGAUAGACUCAAGAUUCCAUCUUUGGCGGCAGCAGCAGUUGGAUAAAUUUUGCUGCAAGGCUUGCUCACAACUGUAGUUCUUUUUUGUCAUUUUUGUCUUGAAAAUUAUCGUGUUAGUGCCCAACCCAAAAACUAAAAGAAAUGCGUUUGUAGUACACGAGUCUCCCCCUUUACUUUGGGUGCACGCAACAUUUAUUUUGUUUUUUUGUAAAUAGAGUAUUUUUACAACUUGAAUUUAUAA
Molecule: messenger RNA, 2385 nt
Organism: Diospyros lotus (date-plum)
Lineage: Eukaryota; Viridiplantae; Streptophyta; Magnoliopsida; Ericales; Ebenaceae
Exons: 13
Coding region: 58-1161 (367 amino acids)
Molecular function (GO): protein binding
Source: RefSeq, a predicted model, not a curated record